Messenger RNA from Entrophospora sp. SA101, 411 nucleotides. The record is from the annotation of a GenBank genome assembly. Lineage: Eukaryota; Fungi; Glomeromycota; Glomeromycetes; Entrophosporales; Entrophosporaceae.
AUGACUGAAAAUAAUAACGCUAAAGGGGAAGUCAAAAUCAUCAAUACUACUGAUAAUGAAAACAACACUGAUAACAUUGAAAUCAAUAAAAACAACAAUGACAGCAAAAUCAAUGAUAAUGAUAAUGAUAAAAUUAAUAACAAUGAAAACGAUAAUAAUAAAGCAGUAGGUACUUUGCCUGAAUUUGAAGAUAAUGAGAAUAUUUUACAGGAAGGUGAACUACGAACUGUUUUCAAUGAUCCAGUAAACUUUAAUGUCAAACAUCCUUUAUAUAAUGCAUGGACAUUAUGGUUUGAUAAUCCGGGGAAAAAAGCUAACACAGUAAGUUGGUCGCAACAUCUGAAGGAAUUAAUAACAUUUGAUUCAGUAGAAGAAUUUUGGGGGUGGAAAAUGGGUAAUCCAAUUUCAUAA